GUGUGGAAAGUAAGGAAGAAAGAAGGAAGUGAGAUAAAUAAUCAUUUUGUCAUUGAGAGGGAAAAAAAAGGUAAAUCGUUGUUGAGUUGGAUGAACUUCUGACAGCAGAGAAAGUUAAGAAUAUAAGUCUUUUUCUGUGCGUUUUUUCUUUCUGAGUGUGGAGCACGUGCCAAAGCAUCACAAAACCGCUGAAAUUGGAAGUGGCCUUAGAAAUAACAUAAACUUUUGCCGUGUUACAGCUCAGUUCUUUCUGUCAAUGUGGCCACCAUGAAUGAUCCACCUGCAAUGGAAUAACGUAAAAUUCGUUCUUAACCGUUAGAAAGAGACCAAAACUUCCUACCUUUUUCCUUGACUGUUUGUGUACUAUAUAAGCAACAACAUUGGUUAUGUCUUUGGUAUUUAUUCUAUACACUAAUCAGUCUUUAUCAAUCACCAAAGCCUCUCUUAUCUUUUCUCCAAAAUGGCAACAUUGAUGCUGAAGUUAAUGCUUCCUCUACUUUUCCUGUUCAUGAUUCCUCCAAAAACAGCAUACGCGGAGUUUGAGCAAUGGUGUGUUGCUGAUGAGCAGGCCACUGUUAAUGAAUUGCAGGCAGCCUUGAAUUGGGCAUGUGGAAAAGGAGGUGCAGAUUGCAGAAAAAUCCAAGUGAACCAACCUUGCUAUCUUCCAAACACAUUAAAAGACCAUGCUUCUUAUGCCUUCAACAGCUACUAUCAGAAAUUCAAGCACAGUGGAGGUUCUUGCAAUUUCAGAGGGGCUGCCAUGACAACAGAAGUGGAUCCUAGUCAUGGUUCUUGUCACUAUGACUUCAUUCCAUGAUCACAACUGUGACAGAAGACUUAAAAUAACUGCAGCAAAAACUAGAGCUCGAACUGUUGUGUGGUCCCAAACUGCAAUUAAGCAUUCUUUUAGGGGCCUUUUUUUUAUACUAUUGAUAGAGCUGAAAUUUUACUUUGCAAUUGCAAAAACUUAUAAAUUAAUAUCUUUUGUCAUACUUUAAUAAAUGUGUAGUCCAGUUUAAUUUCGUCUUUUUUUUUUAACAAUGUAUGGUUUAUGGGUGAGUGACUAAUGCUAUUAUGUUCUUUUUCAAA
This is a messenger RNA of Vigna radiata var. radiata (mung bean), 1089 nucleotides long. RefSeq names its product glucan endo-1,3-beta-glucosidase 12. The record is from RefSeq and is a predicted model, not a curated record. The transcript has 3 exons. NCBI's taxonomy places the organism in Eukaryota, Viridiplantae, Streptophyta, Magnoliopsida, Fabales, Fabaceae. The coding region runs from base 461 to 817 and encodes 118 amino acids.